AUGGCGUGGACAAAGGCUAAUGUGAGUCUAGCUUUGUCUCUAGUCAUGGUUUUCCUUGGUGCGUCUCUUGCUGAUCUCAGUGUUGGGUUCUACUCCAAUACGUGUCCUCAAGCGGAGUCAAUAGUUAAUAGAGUCGUCUCCGGAGCUGCUCUUUCCAACCCUAACCUCCCUGCCAUUCUUCUCCGUCUCCAUUUCCACGACUGCUUUGUCGAGGGAUGUGACGGCUCGAUCCUCGUGAACAACGGAGCAAUCUCUGAAAAGAAUGCAUUCGGGCAUGAAGGCGUUGGAGGAUUUGAGACAGUAGAAGCUGCCAAAGCCGAGCUUGAAGCUGUAUGCCCUGGUGUUGUCUCGUGCUCUGACAUUGUUGCCUUGGCUGCACGUGAUGCAAUACGUUUGGCGAAUGGACCGGCGUAUGAUGUGCCAACCGGGCGGAGAGAUGGUCGGGUUUCAAACAUGUCGCUGGCUAAGGACAUGCCGGAGGUGAGUGACUCGAUUGAGAUACUAAAGGCUAAGUUUAUGCAAAAGGGACUCGAGGCCAAAGAACUCGUUCUUCUCAGUGCUGCUCACACUAUCGGAACAACGGCUUGCUUCUUCAUGACCAAACGCCUCUACGAUUUCUUACCUGGUGGCCAACCCGACCCGACCAUCAGUCCGGUAUUCUUACAGGAAUUAACCACUCGGUGCCCACGAAACGGUGACGUAAACACCCGGAUACCAAUGGACCGGUUCAGUGGACGGCUAUUCGACAAGCAGAUUCUGCAGAAUAUAAAGGAUGGUUUCGCCGUGCUUCAGACCGACGCAGGUCUCUACGAGGAUGUAACGACCCGUCAGGUCGUUAAUUCCUAUACCGGGUUCCUGAAUCCAUUCUUUGGCCCAUCGUUUGAAUCCGAUUUCGUAAAGGCAAUAGUGAAGAUGGGGAAGAUUGACGUGAAGACUGGUUCCCAAGGAGAGAUUCGACGGUUUUGCUCGGCUUUCAAUUGA
Messenger RNA from Microthlaspi erraticum, 981 nucleotides. NCBI's taxonomy places the organism in Eukaryota, Viridiplantae, Streptophyta, Magnoliopsida, Brassicales, Brassicaceae. The record is from the annotation of a GenBank genome assembly.